Cuculus canorus (common cuckoo) is the source of this 1992-nucleotide messenger RNA. It is a transcript of the gene TCHP, whose product is annotated as trichoplein keratin filament binding. The record is from RefSeq and is a predicted model, not a curated record. NCBI's taxonomy places the organism in Eukaryota, Metazoa, Chordata, Aves, Cuculiformes, Cuculidae. The coding region runs from base 81 to 1493 and encodes 470 amino acids. Gene Ontology annotation, cellular component: keratin filament. The transcript has 11 exons. Gene Ontology annotation, biological process: apoptotic process.
ACCCAUAGCCGCGCGUUUCUCGGCGGCGUCCGCAACCCUAUGUCCCUCGGCGGCGCCCGUAGCGGCGAGCCCGGGCGGCGAUGGCGCUGCGGUGGGCGGCGCGGGGCCGGGCCCCGGAGCGCUGGGCCGCCGAGCGGCGGCGGGAGCUGGAGGCGCGGAGGCGGCAGCAGUGGGAGCGGGCGAGCUGCUCCUUCGCCCGAGCCGCCCUUUGUUGCUCCCUGCAGGCGCGGUGGAGCGCGCCGAGGGCCCUGCCGUCAUGCCCCGCGGUGGCGCAGCGGGAGGUGGAGGAGGCAGCAGCCCGGCUGGAGGAGCGGCGGCAGCGGCUGCGGCAGCUGCUGAACGAGGAGCGGGAAGCGCUGGCGGCGGAGCUGCGGGCCCGCGGGCCGGAGGCUGUUGGGAGGCAGCCGCAGAGAGAGGAGCUGCAGGACGGCCCAGAGCAGCCGAGGAGAGAGGUGGAGUCAGAGCUGCACAGGACGCACGUGGUGGAGGCUUGGGGCGAUGGGCGAGUGCAGAAAACCAAGCAAGAAGCAACUGAACUUACUGAGAAAAAACAUUAUGAAAACGAGUAUGAAAAGGCGCGAAGGGAAGCGCUGGAAAGAAUGCGAGAGGAGGAAGAGAGGCGUCGUCUGGAGGACAAGAAGCACGCAGAGGCAUUGCUUCAACAAAUAGAAGAACUGAAAUUACGGGAUACUGAGGCAACAAAGCUGAAAAAAGAGCAAGAGAAUUUAUUAAAGCAGCAGUGGGAGCUGGAGAACUUGGAAGAGGAAAGGAAACAAAUGGAAGAGCACCGGAAAAAGAAAGAGCUUGGUCGCUUUUUGAGGCAUCAGUGCAGCGCCCAGUUAAAGAGACGAGCCCAGGAGAUACAAGAGGAGCUGGAGAUGGAUAGGCAAAUCUUAUUAGCGCUCCUCGAGAAAGAAGAGGAGGAACAACGCCGCCAAUCCACGCGACGAGAGCGAGCUAUCGCAGAUGUUGCCUGGAUGAAACAGGUCAUUGAGGAACAGCUCCAGUUAGAAAAGGAGAGGGAAGCAGAGUUGCAGACUAUUUUUAGAGAAGAAGCUAGAAAAGUGUGGGAGAAGAAGGAGGAAGAAUGGGAAAGAGAGAAGAGGGCCAGAGAUCACCUGAUGAAUGAGGUCCUUGCAGGCAGGCAGCGCCAGAUCCAAGAGAAGAUGGAGUUAAACAGACGAGCCCAAGAGGAGUCUAUAAAGCAUCGCGAGCAGCUGAUUAAAGAAAUUGAAGAGGCGAAAGAACUGACUAGGCGAGAGAAGGAGCAGCAGGAGGAGCUGCAGGCAGCCCGCAGGCAGGACCUGGAGGCACAGCUGACAGAGCGGUGCUCGCAAGAACGGGAGGAGCAGCAGCACCAGAGGGAGGAGGAAGAGGAGGCGAGAUGCGUGCGGCAGCGCUGCGAGGAGCUGGUGCGGCAGGAGGCCCAGCGCAUGGCUGAGCGAGGGUAUCGCAGCAGGCUCUACAGUUACCCCAGAGCAGCGUGGAUCUGAGGAUUCUUGGCCUUCACACCCAAGGAACAAGUACUCGGUGCCGGCGCAGCUAGAGAGAGACACAACUGUGAAGAAUCAAGGAACUCCAGAAAUAACGGCGGCUUUGUGUUCUGGUUUGAGCUAAAGCAGGACCGAUUCUCUAACUUUUCGACUCAGCCUCUUCUAAGUGACUUCAGGUGACCCCAAACUGACCAACAGAGUAUUCUGUCCCAUGUGCAUCAUACAUGGGAUGAAGCUGAGGGAUCACGAGGGUCAAUCUCUCUUCUUUGAUGGCCGAUGUCCAGUGAGGACCUUGUCUGUCUGUCUGUCUGUAUGCUCCCUGUCCUGAUUGUGUGUUCCUGAAUCCAGUUCCUGACAUUUUCCAUGGGUCUGCUCUGCAGCUUCAGGAUGGACUUAAGAGUCACGAGGAGGUGUGCGUGUUUGGUUUUAUAGAUUUCUAUAUAUUUUAUUAUUAAUAAUAUUUUUAUUUCCUUGUAUUGUUUGAUUAAAGCUGGUUUAG